AUGCGCGAGGAAGCAGAGAUCAUGGACGAGCUCCAUGGUCUCGACGGAGAGCUAAAAGGCUUCCCUCAAGACGCACAUUGGUUCUGUCCGAGGCGAAAUGAUGAUGACAAUGCUGAUUACGACUCCCCAAACGAAGCCGAAGAGGACAUGAGCCCGGAGACAAAGCAGGAACUGAUUCAGGAUGCCAAGAGACGACAUGAGAUAGCAUACAAGUACUCGCUCAUUCUGGGAUUAGCUCCUGAGAUAUCUGGGACUCUGCUGGACGACUAUACUCGACGCUUGAACGAGUUGCUAACGACUUGUGACAAAUGCGUUCGUAACUGGCAUAUGGGCCGCAAACCGUACCUCAAGGAACUGGCAGAACAAUUCGACGAUGACACGGUGGCAGAGCUCUCGAACAGGCUGAAUGCCAUUGAUUUUCAGCGGCUUGACAAUGGUCUCAAAGCAGGUGAAAAACUUCUGGCUGGGGUAGAAGUCCAACAACGCACCCAGGGACUCCUGGCGAAAUAUGACACCAAGGCCCUCCUAGCUUUGUACGAAGCUUUGUGCUGUAUAGAUUACCAUAAAUCGGAAGAGAGGCUCUCGGCACACUUCAACUAUGUCUUCGAACAAGUCCAGAACAGAAAGGUGCUUAGGAUUGGCGAUAUCCUCCCAGCUAUGGCCCGUUUUCUCUUCGAUAGUGAUCAAUACCGGCUGCGAUUCGCAGUAUGCGCAUGGCAGAAGAUGACCAUCAAUCUUACAACUGAAACCUUCGACUGGGUUGUGCAUGACGUUCUCUCCGAAGCCAUCAUCGCAGUUUCCCAGCCCACUGCCACACCUGCCGAUAUACAGAGGUUUUGGAACGGCUUCCUCCUUAUGUUGGAUAAAAUGGAUGAGGGUUUAAUCACACAUUCUCUCAAAGGAUUGGAAGUUCAACCCAACAUUUAUCAGUUGGUACUUCAUCAUCUUCCAUCUGGCUCCGAGGAGGUCGUCACUUUACUUAUUGAAGCACUUCGACACCUUCUCAAGAAAUCGCCGACGAAUUUCUGGGAGGCCAUGGGUACAAUAUCGCCUGCCACUGUUGCAGAGCAGAUUUUUGCCAGCCCUGGAUUCGAGAAGUUGCUUGCCAAUUUGCAAGAAUUCAAGCAAGAUGAGUCGUCGCCUGCUACCGCUUGGAUACCAGAAUUCAUUGCUUCCCUUCCUGCAGUCCACCAACAUGACGCGUGCCGUUCGUUACUCUACAACCUAUUAGAACGUCUACAAACUGCCAAACUCUCUGAGAACGCCAGAUUCGCAUGUUGUCGUGCUGGUCUUGGUGCCCUAUCCACUACUUUGGGUACGUUUGUUAAGUCAGACUAUGUAAUCAAGCCGUCAACGUCCUUAAUUGUCAUAAACGAUAUAAUGGGCCUUGUGAAUACGUACAAAAAUACCAUUACUGGAUGCGCCAAUCUGACUGAUUCCGACGACAAUCAUCGCGAGUUGAAGCGACUUGGCAUGCUGGUCAUCCAAGAUGCGCUCGCACUUGAUUGUAAAGCGCUGAGUGCGGAAUAUUUUGCACUUGCAAAUGGAACGCCAAUUCAGCGCGGCGGCCGAAGUCAUUCCCAAUCAGUGUGGCAAGCUACCCUAGAUAUCUUCCGGCCAGGAAAUGUUGACCUGGCGAAGAGCAUUCUAGCUGCCACAUCGGCCCUCGUAGGUCUUGACGAGCUAUUACCAAUGGACAGAAAGAAACCCGACUUGCCCAAGGAUCACAUCCAGUACAACGAAAGCUUCAGGCAGCUCAAUGACAAUAUCUCGCGAGUGUUUGAGCGUUUGAGUGACUUCGAACCCUCAGACCUUCGCCAGAUGUACCAAACUCCCCAGACGGGUCGCCCGCUGUUUGCUGCUCUCCUCUCCGCAGACCAGGCGGUUUAUGAAGCUACUGUGGCAGUCGUCAAGACCAUGACUGGCCACAGUACCAAGCAGGAUGCAUUUUCAAAAAUAUUGGAGGAAGCGUUCUCGCUGACUUUGAGCUCGAUGACGUGGGCCGUCAGUCGAAUCAUCAAGGCUCGUACUUUUUCGCCUGUGCCAUACAUGCUCAAGAUUGGGAACGACAUGCUGGAUGCACUCUGUGGAAACACGGGAAUCUUGCGGAUCCGCUCUAACUUGACAAGCUCAGAGCAAAAUGCAGUCACGGCAUGGUGGGCAGUCCAAUGGCGAGCUUUAGACGUGGUCUUUGCUACAACUGAAAAUUGGGCUCCGCGGGUAAACCAUUCAACAGCAUAUAUGCAGGAAUUCUGCCGCGACGCUAUGGAUUAUGCGGAAGCUCUAUUUGACCAACAUAGCAUUAUUGCUUCUGUCUUGAGUGAAUCGAGCCCGGCGGAAGAUAACCAGGCAUCCAUUCACUCGGGGUCCUCAAAGCAGUCCAUCAGAAGGGUCCUAGAGGUAAUCUGCCACAACGUCAAUGGCCUGACAAUGAUGCUCAGGUUGAGGGAUGCAUACCUUAUCAGUAUCAUCACACGUCUGUUGAGCAAACUUCUUCGAUGCCUUGGAGAGUAUGAGCUGGAGAUUGAUGAGUUCGCUUCGGACUACAUCAAGAAUGCCUGCAAGCGAGAGAACGAGCCCAAUUUCAAGAGAACAAACUUGACGAAUCAGCAGAAGGCAGAGCUUCAAAGAGCUUUGGACGAGCAUCAAGGCGUUGAAAUCAUAGAGAUGCCUACACCUGUCGUUGCCAAAAAGCAAUCCACUAUUGACUCCUGGUCGAAGUCAGCAGGGGGGAAGAGAUACGAGCCUACGCUACCAGCCAAAAGUCAUGCUUUGACCCUGUCUUCAGACAAGCAUAAGGCUAUCAUUGACAAAAUAAAGGCGACUUCCACGAAAACGGCGGAAAAUAACCAACAGUUCCUUCAAAAUCGUCGCAAGGCAGAGGAAGAAAGGAAGCGCCUAAAUGCCGAAGCCAUAGCUAAGGCUAAAGCGCUCCGAGGCCCUUCAGCAUUAGUCCGCGGAGAAGGGUCUGGACUUAAAGACAUCGGCGGCGUAGCUGGGAAAGACCAUGCACCAGUGCGCAGUGAGAUCAUGGUCGGCUCAUCAGAUGAAGAUUCGGACGAUGAUGAUGAUGAAGAUGAGACGAACGCUCUUGUCAAGAAGCGAAAGGAGGCAUCCAAAAAGGUCACGGAGUACGAGGAGAGCCGGCGUCGUGCCUUGAUGCAACAGCAGCAAGGUCCAGUACGCAAGACCAAAGUGCAACGAUCAGCCAAGGAUCUCCGUGCUCGUGUAGAACCCAACAUGGACAGAUUAUACCUCGAGAUACUGAAUUGGGAUAUUUUCCAUGCUGGCGACGAUCCGCCAAGCAACAACGAGUGCAGAAGAAUCGCGAAUCAGUUCCUGGAUCUUGACCUCUAUAAGAAGACCUUUGGCCCUUUGCUCAUAUCUGAGGUAUGGCGCUCCCUAGUAGCCGCAAAGGACGAGAAUACUUUCAAGCCGGUUGAGAUCAAAGUCCUGAAUCGUCUUUCCGUGGAUAAAUUCAUGGAAGUGAGCACAAACAUGCCCAUAUCAGCCAAUCGAGAACUCAAAAUGUCUGAACGAGACAUUGUACUCCUGUCAAGGAGCCCGGAUCCACUGAACGACGAGCAAGAACCGCACUGCUUAGCUCGCGUGGAUAGAACCACUCGCAAGAAAGAAGUACUGGAGGUCACGUAUCGUGUCAGCAGAGAAAUCAGCCCUACCUUUCUUCAGUGUCUCGUCCCGAAUGGCAAAAUCCAUGCUGUGAAGAUUACCGAUAUGACAACAACACAACGCGAGUUCGCCGCCCUAAGUAGUUUGGAGUAUUACGAUUUGUGCAAUGAAGUCCUCGAAGCAAAGCCUUCACCAAUUCAGAAGUACUCUGAGGACAAGAUCUCUCAGAUGUCGUCCAAAUACAACCUAAACAGAGGACAGGCUCAGGCAAUCUUGUCUGCUAAUGAUAAUGAUGGGUUCACUUUAAUCCAAGGACCUCCUGGAUCUGGCAAGACCAAAACCAUCAUCGCCAUGGUCGGCGCUCUCCUAACUCGAACGUUACAGCAACAACACGAGGAUCAAAACCGGGCCAGGCCUCAAGUCCAAGCCUCGGGUAACCCCAAACCCCCGGCUCCAAUCCCAAAGAAGAAACUCCUUAUAUGUGCACCCAGUAAUGCUGCAGUUGAUGAGCUGGUUGUACGAUUGAAGGAGGGCAUCCAGCCUCUCAAUGGCCCCUUACAAAAGAUCAACGUAAUCCGCAUAGGUAGAAGCGACGCUAUCAACACAAGUGUUAAGGACGUCAUGUUAGACGAGCUGGUCCGGAUGAAACUUGAAGGUGAUGACGGCGAAAAGAACAAGCUCUUACAGGAUAGGGACAAGCUACAUCAGGAGGCUGCUAAAAUCAAAGAGCGCUUGAACGCGCUGAGACCUCAAAUGGAUGCAGCUCGCGCCAGCGGUGACAAAUCACAGGAGCUCCAACUACAGCGGGAGUUUGAUCAGCUGAAGCGGAACCAAGCGCAUAUUGGUAAUAAGAUUGAUGAGGAUAAGGAGAGUGGAAACACUGUGACCCGUCAGAAUGAGAUCAACCGUCGUCGAUUCCAACAGGAGAUCAUCGACGGGGCACAUGUGUUGUGUUCGACCCUCAGUGGCAGUGGCCAUGACAUGUUUAGGAACUUGAACGUCGAAUUCGAGACUGUCAUCAUUGAUGAAGCAGCCCAAUGCAUUGAGCUCAGUGCUCUGAUUCCGCUCAAGUACGGAUGCUCCAAGUGUAUACUUGUUGGAGAUCCUGAGCAGCUGCCACCGACAGUCCUAUCAAGAUCUGCGCAGAGCUUUGGAUACGAACAGUCUCUUUUUGUUCGCAUGCAACGCAAUCACCCUAAAGAUGUCCAUCUUCUUGAUACACAAUACCGCAUGCACCCCGAGAUCAGUUCGUUCCCAAGCCAGCAAUUCUACCACGGUAGAUUGGUUGAUGGUGACGGUAUGGCUCAGCUGCGGCAAAAGCCAUGGCACGCGAGUACGAUUUUCGGGCCAUACCGGUUUUUUGAUGUUGAAGGUGUCCAGUCUAAGGAGGCCCGGGGCCACUCAUUUAUCAACAUUCCUGAACUCAAUGCUGCGAUUCGACUAUACGAGAGACUGAAAGCUGACUACAGGUCAUAUGACUUCAAGGGCAAGAUUGGGAUCAUAACCAGCUACAAAGCCCAACUGAAUGAGCUGAAGUCACGAUUUGCCCAGAAGUAUGGAGAUGCUAUUUUCGAGGAGAUCGAGUUCAACACUACCGACGCCUUCCAAGGACGUGAACGUGAGAUUAUUAUAUUCUCUUGUGUCAGAGCAAAGGCCACUGGAGGAAUCGGUUUCCUUGGUGACAUCAGACGAAUGAACGUUGGUCUCACGCGUGCCAAAUCAUCCCUGUGGGUCCUCGGAGACUCGAGAUCGUUGCAACAAGGAGAAUUCUGGAAUAGGCUCAUCGAAGAUGCGAAAAGCCGUGAUAGAUACACUAGCGGUGAUAUCAUGGCACUGUUGUCAAAGCCAACGAGUCGGGUUCAGCAAGCCUUGCCACCUGCAACCAUUUCAAGCGGUAACGAAUCUCAGCCAGCCCCGCUCCAGCUAGAGCCGGCUUCUGAUAGCAAAGCGUAUCCCUCUCGAGUUAAAGCAGAGGACAGCGACGUGGAGAUGCUCGAUGUACCGCCUAGUGCAUCGAGCUCCAGAAAGUCAUCCAUUGGUGGAAGCAGCACGAUGUCUGUUGGAACCAAGUCGGACUCCAAUCCAUCUCGAAAUCCUGCCAUCAAGCAGGAGUCGAUGAAAUCACCUCUGGGUAGCGAGAAUGAGCCGACCAAACCGCAGUCUCGAGAUCAGGCAGUCAAGCAAGAGCGAAAACCUUCUGCUGGAGGAAUGUCUGUAUUCGGAAUCAAUCAGCACGGCAAGCGGCCCAGAGAAGCAACAAGCAAAGACGAGGAUGUGUCGACGAAAAAGGCACACCCCCUGAAGAACGAGAAGGUUCCAGACCUUGACGCCGCGCUGGCUGCACACCAGGCCGCCAAGCCGCCUCCUCCCUCACGACCGGCCGGGGUGAUGCCGCCACGGAAGAAAGCGCCUGCCGAUCCGUUCAUUCAACGCAAACCCCCCAGGCGAAAGGGAUGA
This is a messenger RNA of Amorphotheca resinae ATCC 22711, 6087 nucleotides long. RefSeq lists its product as hypothetical. Gene Ontology annotation, cellular component: nuclear body. The record is from RefSeq and is a predicted model, not a curated record. Gene Ontology annotation, biological process: termination of RNA polymerase II transcription. The transcript has 5 exons. Bases 1 to 6087 code for a protein of 2028 amino acids. Gene Ontology annotation, molecular function: transcription termination site sequence-specific DNA binding; helicase activity. NCBI's taxonomy places the organism in Eukaryota, Fungi, Ascomycota, Leotiomycetes, Helotiales, Amorphothecaceae.